AUGAGGUGCAAGAAGCAUCCAGCGGACCUCAGUAGCAGCAUCGGCGUCUGCGCCUCCUGCCUCCGGGAACGACUGUUCUCCGUUAUAGCGGCACAGGAGCAAGCCUUGGCUAAGAAACAGGCCCAGGCUCGAGCCCGAGAUGAUCGCUUUAAAUUUGAUGCACAACAGCCCCCUCUUGCUUUUCCCCGGUCAGUUUCGCCGUAUAUUUCGCAACGGAAAUCUGAAACUACCUCCGCCUCCAGGUGGCACAUCAACGGUUACGAUCAGCGGUUCUACAGUACUCCGCAGGUGGGCCCAACUGGAUCUAUAGCAAUUGUUGACAGUAGCAUCAAGAAGAAGCGUGCCAGUGGAACAAUUUCUUCUCUUUUUUGGGGUCUAUUUAGAUCCAAAUCGGGGAAACCGGACUCAGAUUCGGGUCAAAAUUCAGAGCCUUCUGUUUCGGGUCAGUUGAAUUCGCGGGAUUCUUGUAAGUGUAAUGCUUCUCCCUUGUGGUUUUCUAAUAUUAUUCCCGGUCGGAGGAAAAAGCAGAUUCCGACGUUUUCGCUUUAUGAAGAUACAAUCGGUUCUCGACGGAGAACCUGCCGGAAUCUUGACCGAGGAAUGUCCCCUGUGAGAUAUCCCGACGAGGAGGAUGAGCAUUGCCAUGGUGGAUCGAGCGGUUAUUCGUCGGAGUCUUCUCAAGGGUGGAAGCGAACGCCUCGGAAGACACCGGUGAUGCGGCGUGGGGNUAAUGCGGCGUGGGGGAGGAAGGCAAGGGCAUAG
This is a messenger RNA of Fraxinus pennsylvanica, 762 nucleotides long. Lineage: Eukaryota; Viridiplantae; Streptophyta; Magnoliopsida; Lamiales; Oleaceae. The record is from the annotation of a GenBank genome assembly.